Messenger RNA from Melanaphis sacchari, 1359 nucleotides. RefSeq lists its product as uncharacterized. The record is from RefSeq and is a predicted model, not a curated record. Bases 113 to 547 code for a protein of 144 amino acids. NCBI's taxonomy places the organism in Eukaryota, Metazoa, Arthropoda, Insecta, Hemiptera, Aphididae. The transcript has 10 exons.
GUCAUAGUACCUAAGUUGAAUGCGAUCAUUUUAAAUUUGUUCUUUGAAAAAAAAAGUUGUAAUUAUCUAAGUUGAUAUAUCUUUGUAAUUAUCAAAAAAAAAAAAAAAAACUAUGAUUUCAUAUUAUAAAGUUUUAAUAAUAUUAACUUUUACAAUAUAUGUAAGCCGCUGUGAUUAUACUGCAGAGGAAAUUAAAAAUGAAUGCGAUAGAUGCGUUGACAAUUUAAAAGUAGUCGGGUUUAUUUAUUCCGUGCCACUAAUAAAUUACGCUCUUGCAAUGAUGGAUGCUAACUAUGGAUUCACCUCGUUUAAUAAAAGUAUGAAAUACAUGUUAAACGAAGAUAUAUUAAAUGAGCAAAAAGAUAAGUAUGGCGAUUCAGUAAUGGAAGAGCAUAAAAUUUAUGAAUAUAUACACGCGUACUACAAUGAAUGUAAAAGUUUUGAACCUAGGCCUCCCCUGUUAAAUGAAAUGGAAUAUUGUAUAGAACAAAAUCUACCAGAAAUUAAAAAAAUUCCUGAAUUAAUAAUGGUUUUAAAACAUACUUAAAAUAAUCACCUGCCAAUAUACUGAUUGAUAAAGGAAAUACUAUGGUUAUUAAUUUUAGUUAAUUGUUAAUUAUGGCUGUAAAAUUAAAUAGAUAGGUACUGUAUAAUAUGUAUUUUUCUAUAUUAAUUGUUUUUACAUAAUAUGAGGUUUUUCGCACUAACGUCUCAGACCACCAGUUCUUCGGCGACCGUUUCUACUUUUAUUGUUAUUUCGCAACCGUCGUCCGGUACUUUUGUCGGCGUGACGUUGUGCGUACCUUUUAAUACCACGUGAUUUAUGUGCAUUACGCACUAAUAUUUUCUGUGUGCGUGUUUAAAGUGCCUUAUACGAUUACGUAAAAUGAUGUGCGUCUGGUGUUUAAAAUGUACAUCAAAUUAACGACAUGGUGAGUUCAACGACCUAAAUCAUGAUAUUUUAUCCGUCGUCGUUGCCGUAUUCGACCGUUAAUUGUGACUACCGUCAUCGUUAUUAUAUAUAUUUAAAUGUAUUAUUAUUUAUUAUUAUUUGUUUAUAUCAUAUUUCCAUAUUGUAUUUCUUUAGUGUAUUUUAUAUGUAUAUUAUUAUGUUAUUAUUAUUAUUCCAAUAUUGUCCAAAGAAACGUCUAUUGUAGAUUCAUUAUCUGUUAUACCGUGAUAUACUGAUAAAGUAAUCAUUAAUUAACUGUAUUACUAAAAAAAAUGUAAUACAUAUCCCCAUACAUCGAGCGUGUCGUCUAACAAACUGCUCCAGCAAAUACUGACGGCGUAAACAAAUUGAAUGUAAAUUUUAAUAUUAUUCAUACCUACUUGCUAUAAUUUUUAUAGUAUCUCUUA